Messenger RNA from Paraglomus occultum, 456 nucleotides. Lineage: Eukaryota; Fungi; Glomeromycota; Glomeromycetes; Paraglomerales; Paraglomeraceae. The record is from the annotation of a GenBank genome assembly.
AUGUUUGCAUAUAAUGGAUGUUGGUUAGUAUGGGAAGAGAAACAUGCUGGAAUUUCUGUUGGUGGAAAUGUGCGCGGAAUUGAAGUAUGUGUUAUUCGAUUAUUAUUACAAGUAAUGAAGUCUGAAUACGUCAUCGACACAGAAGACUUUAAUAUCCAGAUUGAUGUCUCUAAUUGUGCAUAUCACGUACAUUUAGGCAUUCCGAAUUCAACGUUGAGACAUUGUUUCCUGGUAAUUUCGAUUAAUGAAGCAUCAUAUUCUCCCGUAUACGUACCCGGACGUUUCUUACGCGCAAAGCAGAUUAAAGACUAUUUGGAGCAACUGCAUGCAUCUGAGAGGAGAGAAGUACAGGAUCAAAGAGAAGGUGAAAAAUGGAUGAAUGUGCAAACAUUGAACGCGCAAAAUCUUCUCGUCGAAGUGCAAAACUGUCUUAUUGUCUUAUUGUUGCUGUUGUAG